Oppia nitens is the source of this 1040-nucleotide messenger RNA. RefSeq names its product tumor protein p53-inducible nuclear protein 1-like (gene TP53INP). Gene Ontology annotation, cellular component: nucleus; autophagosome. The record is from RefSeq and is a predicted model, not a curated record. Lineage: Eukaryota; Metazoa; Arthropoda; Arachnida; Sarcoptiformes; Oppiidae. Bases 39 to 860 code for a protein of 273 amino acids. Gene Ontology annotation, biological process: autophagosome assembly; positive regulation of DNA-templated transcription. The transcript has 2 exons.
UUAAGUCUAAACUAAAAGUCUUGAAAAGCCAUCAAAUUAUGUUUCGAUUUGCAAAUUAUGUCUUCAGAGGUGAUGUCGACUCCAAUGACAAUGGAAACGAUGAAAAUAUUGAUCUAAACGAGAGUCCAGUCGAUGACGAUUGGAUACUUAUUGAUGUACCAUUUAAUGGUCACGAAGACAACUUCAAGACUGCAAACCAAUUGCAAACAAUUGCUGCCAAUUAUGAGACAACGAAUACUUCAGUGCCUCAAACUGUGGACAACAACACUUGUAACGCACAAACACCACAAUUAAUUGAUAGUCCGGCACCCAUUGGGAGUCAUAAUAUGGACGAGAGUUGGUUUAUUACACCCCCGCCCUGUUUCAACAGUCUCUGCAAUACUGUUAUUGUUGAGACGACACCGUUGGAGAACCUGCUGAUAGAGCACCCGAGUAUCAGUGUGUUUGGACCCUCACUGCCGCCCAUUGAUCACAGAUCACUCCAUUCUGACCAAACAUUACCACACACUUCAUCAACACCUUCAACAGUCAUGUCUUCCAAUGACUCAAAUCUUGUGACACAAAUUCAGUCACGAAGACAAUUGAGACAAUUAAGACGUCAACAACAACAGCACCUACAGAGCAGAAACACUAACCAAAAUACGGUUAACUCAUUCCUAAGAACAGGUAUAUUGGAUGAGUUGAACGUAUUGUCUACAAUGCAAAGACAGGAAGUGACACAAAUGCGAAAGUCAUUGACCAAAGCAAAUAUGGAUCGACAGAAUAAAGUGUUGUCCCUCACAAACAACAGACCCGACACUAAACGAUCAAAAAUGUCGGUCAGACCUAACGGUAUUUAUAAUAACAGAAAACAUUGCUGACCAUCACAUAACAGUAAUGUCAAUACAAUUAUUAGUUAAUUGUAUUUUAUAAGCAUAACACACAUAUUUCACACUAUGUCUCAGCUUUUAAAAAACAUAUAUUUAUUUGAAACCCUUAGAAUUUAACUCAUUAUAUUAUUAAUGUUGAUUUUAAUUAAUAUUCAAUAUAUUAAGUUAAAC